AUGGGCACAGCAACCUUCAACUCCCAAUACAACGCAGACCCCUACGCCCUCCCAACAACAGAACUCGUCCACCGCGCCCUAUCCCACGGAAUCCGCGCCUUCGACACAUCACCCUACUACGGCCCCGCCGAAUCCCUCCUCGGCCAAGCCCUAUCCUCACCCGCAAUCACCACCUCCCACCCAAGAAACACAUACCACCUCCUUACAAAAGUAGGCCGAAUCGCCUCGUCCUCAUUCGACUACUCCCCACCCUGGAUCCGAUCCAGCGUCCGCCGCAGUCUGAACAGAUUACACACAAAUUAUCUAGACGUCGUCUACUGCCAUGACGUCGAAUUUGUCACUCCCGCAGAAGUCUUAACCGCUGUGCGCGAAUUGCGACGCCUUCGCGAUGAAGAAGGUGUGCUGCGCUAUGUUGGUAUCUCGGGAUACCCGGUCGACGUACUCUCAGCACUUGCGGAAAUGAUUCUCGUCCAGACGGGUGAACCGCUCGAUAUCGUUAUGAGUUAUGCGAACUUUACGUUGCAGAAUACGCGGUUGGCGACACAGGCGUUGCCUAGGCUGAUCAAGGCUGGUGUGGACGUUGUACCUAAUGCUUCGCCGUUGGGGAUGGGACUUUUGCGUAGGGAUGGGGUGCCGAUUGGGUCUAUGGGGGAUUUUCAUCCUGCGCCUGAUGCUUUGCGGGGUGUUGUGCGUGAUGCGGCGGGUGUUGCUGAUGGACGUGGGGAGAAGUUGGAAGUUGUUGCUAUUCGAUUUGCGCUUGAGUCGUGGUUGAGGGAUGGGGCUGGGGCGGGUGGUUUUGGGGCGCCGAUGGCGAAGGGUGUGGAUUCGGAUCCCGGGUUUAUUUCUGUUAAGAGUGUGGGUGCUGGGAGGAGAUUGGGGGUUAGUGUUAUGGGGGUGAGUAAUGUUGCUGAGUUGGAUGAGACGUUGAGGGUUUGGAAUAGUAUUGUUGAUGGGCUUGAGAAUUGUGAGGAUGGGGAGUUCGAAGGGAAGGGUGCUUCGACUCCGACGACUUCAAAUAUUUUGACGCCGUCUGAGGGAUUGAUUACUGAUCGGGCUUGGUCUCGUACGCGCCGCGCAAAUAUUUUGCAGCUGGCUGCUGAGAUUCGUGAUGUUAUUGGGGAGGAAUGGGUGGAUUAUGUUUGGGCAAGCCCUGACGCGGACUUCAAGAACUCGUUGUCCGAGGAGCAUCUCGCUUUCGUUGAGAGUCUUGAGGUCGAAGGGGAGGUCAUCGAUUCCCCUGCCAUUGACUAUUCUACUCAGGAUGAGGGAAUGUUGACCCCGCCGUUGGAUGUGGAGAGACGGCUUGAGUAA
Molecule: messenger RNA, 1311 nt
Organism: Penicillium waksmanii
Lineage: Eukaryota; Fungi; Ascomycota; Eurotiomycetes; Eurotiales; Aspergillaceae
Product: D-arabinose 1-dehydrogenase (NAD(P)(+)) ARA2
Exons: 1
Coding region: 1-1311 (436 amino acids)
Biological process (GO): dehydro-D-arabinono-1,4-lactone biosynthetic process
Cellular component (GO): cytosol
Molecular function (GO): D-arabinose 1-dehydrogenase [NAD(P)+] activity
Source: RefSeq, a predicted model, not a curated record